ACUGGAGUUCAGGAUGCGCGGGGCUGCCCGCGGCGCCGGCGGUGAGCGCGGGAGUUGCGCCGUGCAGAAGGAAUAGGUGUCCUGCUGUGGAGGGGGGUAUCGGGGAUCGCGGUUCGCACGCCCGUGCUGGCCCUGGCGAUGAGCUGCGGGCUGCUGCAGCCCUGACACAGCCGCUGGCUCGGCUGCGGGGCUGGCCGGGCUCGGGCUGUGCCCUCCGGAGCCCGCAGGCGGCUGAGCAUCCCCCGGCCCGCUGCUGAGACACGGAGCGCGGCCGGGCACCGCUCCUGGAGACGGGCCCUGGAGCAUAUGGUCAUGCUUAUGUAAGGAGCAGCCUGCCCGUGGCACGGAGAACAGGGCUCUUUCCAUCUUCCCUACUUAUGUCAUGUCAGUCGGUUUUACGAGACCUUCUGUAGCCUUUUAAAAUAAGUCUGCUGCCAAUUCACAGAAAGGGAAGAGAAUGGCUGCAAAGGAGAAGUUGGAGGCAGUAUUAAACGUGGCCCUGAGGGUCCCCAGCAUCAUGCUGUUGGAUGUCUUGUACAGAUGGGAUGUCAGCUCAUUCUUCCAGCAGAUCCAAAGAAGUAGCCUGCACAACAACCCUCUCUUCCAGUACAAGUACUUGGCCCUUAAUAUGCAUUAUGUGGGUUACAUCUUAAGUGUUGUGCUCCUGACUUUACCAAGGCAACACCUGGUUCAGCUUUACCUGUAUUUUUUGACUGCACUGCUGCUUUAUGCUGGGCACCAAAUUUCCAGGGAUUAUGUGAGGAGUGAAUUGGAAUCAGGCUAUGAAGGACCAAUGUACUUGGAGCCUCUCUCUAUGAACCGUUUCAUGACUGCUUUAGUAGGGCAGCUGGUGGUGUGCACGCUCUGCUCCUGCGUCAUGAAGACCAAGCAGAUCUGGCUCUUCUCGGCGCACAUGCUCCCUCUGCUGGCUCGCCUCUGCCUCGUCCCGCUCGAGACCAUCGUCAUCAUCAAUAAAUUCGCCAUGAUUUUCACCGGCUUGGAAGUUCUCUACUUCCUGGCAUCGAAUCUCCUGGUGCCCUAUAACUUGGCGAAGUCUGCGUACAGGGAGCUUGUCCAGGUGGUGGAGGUGUAUGGGCUCCUGGCACUGGGAAUGUCUCUGUGGAACCAGCUGGUGGUCCCUGUGCUUUUCAUGGUGUUUUGGCUUGUCUUAUUUGCUCUUCAGAUCUAUUCCUAUUUCAGUACACGGGACCAGCCUGCCUCCAGAGAGAGGCUCCUCUUCCUCUUCUUGACCAGUAUUGCCGAAUGCUGUAGCACUCCAUACUCACUGCUGGGAUUGGUUUUCACAGUCUCUUUUGUGGCUUUGGGAGUUCUGACUCUCUGCAAGUUUUACUUGCAGGGCUACCGAGCAUUCAUGAAUGAUCCUGCUAUGAACAGGGGGAUGACUGAAGGAGUCACACUCCUGAUCCUGGCCGUGCAGACAGGUUUGAUUGAACUCCAAGUUGUGCAUCGGGCGUUCCUGCUCAGUAUUAUUCUUUUCAUUGUGGUGGCAUCCAUCCUUCAGUCCAUGCUGGAAAUUGCUGAUCCCAUUGUCUUGGCAUUGGGAGCCUCAAGGGACAAGAGUCUGUGGAAGCACUUCCGAGCAGUCAGCCUCUGUCUGUUCUUGCUCGUGUUCCCUGCGUACAUGGCCUACAUGAUCUGUCAGUUUUUCCACAUGGAUUUCUGGCUGUUGAUCAUUAUCUCCAGCAGUAUUCUGACCUCUCUUCAGGUGCUUGGGACCCUCUUCAUUUACGUUCUGUUCAUGGUGGAGGAGUUCAGGAAGGAGCCAGUGGAGAACAUGGAUGAUGUGAUCUACUACGUGAACGGCACGUACCGGCUGCUGGAGUUCCUGGUGGCUCUGUGUGUGGUGGCCUAUGGUGUCUCAGAAACCAUCUUUGGAGAGUGGACUGUCAUGGGCUCCGUCAUCAUCUUCAUCCACUCCUACUACAACGUGUGGCUGCGGGCCCAGCUGGGCUGGAAGAGUUUCCUCCUUCGCAGAGACGCUGUGAAUAAGAUAAAAUCUCUGCCUGUGGCCACCAAGGAGCAGCUGGAGCAGCACAAUGACAUCUGUGCCAUCUGCUACCAGGAUAUGAAAACUGCUGUAAUCACACCAUGUAGCCAUUUUUUUCAUGCGGGUUGUCUUAAGAAGUGGCUGUACGUGCAAGAAACCUGCCCUCUGUGCCACUGCCAACUGAAGAGCCCUUCACAGCUCCCAGGACUGGGACCAGAGCCAGUGCAGCAGCCAAAUCCUAGUGCAGAACAAAACACCAGGCCUGGAGAGGCAGCUGAGCCUGGUGCAGAAUGUGACCAGAGGCCAAGUGUGCAGGACAGCCCGAGUGGGGGCCACGAUGGACACGACAGCCCCGAGGCCUCUGCCCAGCCAGGGGGGUCUCACAUAAUGGACAGUGACACGAGCCCCUGUGAGGCCAGCCAGGGAGCAGCCUGUGCUGCAGAACUCAUUGCAGCCCCAGAGGGGUGCCCUGCUCGGGAUCUGAGGGUUUGUGUCCAGCUCUGAGGCUACAGAGGAUGACCGGGGAACAAACACAUUUCAGAGAUCCACGUUUGACUCAGAAGAAAACCAAUCCUUCCACAGCUGUGAAAGAAGUGUAGCUAUUAAUGCUGGUCAAAAUGUAAUCUCCCAUGCUGAUUUUUAUGGGCUGCUUGGUAGUGGUAACUCCAGUGAGAUGUAGAAGUGACUCCAGAAGCUCUCUGAACUGUGGGCAUAGGAAGGAUGUCUUGGAAUCAAUAGCGAGAGUGUUUUCAAGAUGUAGGUGAGGGCUGAGAGGAGCAAGAGGUCUGUGAGUAGUUGUGGCCAGAGGGGCAGGAGGCUGGUUUUGGUCAGGGAGGGGAGUCGCACAGAGCCAUGUCCCAGGUCCUGAGGGGCGUUAGGGGCCGUGAGUUGCUGAUCUCUGGCAGAUGGGCAGCUUUGGUCGCUGAUAUUUUUUAUGGCACGUAAGCAAAAAUCAAAGAUGUAACAGCAGUGAUUGUACCAGGAGAUGGAAGCACUCUUUAAUACGUUGUGUGUAUGCUUUGGGUGUUCUUGGGGCAGUUGCAUUUGAAUUCAUGUAAUCUAUAGUGACUCUUGACUUUUAUGACAGAGUCGUCAAUAUUUUGAUGUAUAUGAAACUUUUGCUCAUAAUGGGCACAGUGUGGGCGGCAUGAAGUAAACUAAAGCUCUCAUGAACACUUUGCCUCUGCAGGAGGAAAGUGGGAUGAGUUUUAGGGCACGGAUAGAGGCCUUGCAGGACUGUGCUGUGUAAUGUUUAACCCUUGCAGCUGAAUUAAAACAGUAUUAAACUGGCGAUAUUUGCACUUUGGGAAUGAGUACAUUAUUGUGUAUGAUCAGACUCCGCAAAUGCCACUUUGAAAAGCUGUUAAUAGGUUUGCACCUUUUUUUCUUUGACAAGGACAUGUCCAUACUUAAAUUUUUACAUUCAUCAUGGCUUCAAGUAGAACAAGGGACUGGGGUGGGGAAAUAGGUGGGAGUAGGGGGCAGGCAAUUUUUUUAUGUGAAUUUUGAUAUGAAGAGAAAUUAGUCACUUAUUUAUACGAUAGGCUUGACUCAAGUGUUUUUCAAAGUCGGUAUUCCUAAUGUGAAAUGUGAUACUAUUUUAUUUUUAGUAGUAAAUUUGGAUGUAGACUGACAGACAUAGCUGAAUGUCUUAAUAAAUUACAUUUGAAGAUUUUUA
This is a messenger RNA of Oenanthe melanoleuca, 3686 nucleotides long. It is a transcript of the gene RNF145, whose product is annotated as ring finger protein 145. Gene Ontology annotation, molecular function: zinc ion binding; ubiquitin protein ligase activity. The coding region runs from base 458 to 2512 and encodes 684 amino acids. The record is from RefSeq and is a predicted model, not a curated record. Gene Ontology annotation, cellular component: endoplasmic reticulum; endomembrane system. The transcript is spliced from 11 exons. Lineage: Eukaryota; Metazoa; Chordata; Aves; Passeriformes; Muscicapidae.